Carassius carassius (crucian carp) is the source of this 1136-nucleotide messenger RNA. RefSeq names its product transmembrane protein 244 (gene tmem244). The record is from RefSeq and is a predicted model, not a curated record. The transcript is spliced from 6 exons. Bases 354 to 881 code for a protein of 175 amino acids. NCBI's taxonomy places the organism in Eukaryota, Metazoa, Chordata, Actinopteri, Cypriniformes, Cyprinidae.
UCAUGUCAAUGGGAACACAGUUCAUGCACUGAACUCUCAUCUAAUGAAAUGAUGAUCUGAAUCAGUGUUAAAUAAGAGAGCAGCUGGAACUGAGUGCACAGUGUUAAUCUGAAAUCUACUAAAAUUUUAGCAUUGCUGCAAAACAGAAACCAAUCUAGCACAGUCUUACUUAACCAGGAGUAUUUUUAGUGUGUGUGGGUAAUUAGUUAGUGUAGCCCGGGCCUGGAGCUGGGCGUUAUCCUGUACAGAUUUACAGAAGCAUUGCUAAUCUUAUUAAGAGCGGCCAUGACAGAUGCACUGAUUCAGUCUUAUGCUACCUGCGAGAGCGCCGAUCUGAGAAUCGCUGGCCAUUCAUGUUGUUGGACUACUGCUGCCGGUGCUGUGGGACCACGCUGAUCAGACGCCAUGGACAACACCUGCCCAUCAACAGCAAGCCCCAUGACACCUGGGCUGUUCUUCAGAACCUGUUGAUGUGUAUGCUGUGCUUCUACUCGCUCUACUAUAUCGUGGUCAGUCUCUGCAUCGGCAUCCUCAGGGUGGAGGAGGUGGACAGCUUGUUAGCACCCUUUGACUACACCACUCAACCAUCAUGGCAAAGCCCCAAAUAUUUAGUGAGUGUGAUCUCCACAGAGGUGACGUAUGUUCUGGGCGGUCUGAUAUUCGCGUGGAUCGUGGAGGAGUGUGUGUGGGACUACGCCAUCACUGUCACACUGUUGCACAUCGCUUUGACCAUAGCAGUUAUGGCUGAUUUUCCCUCGACAGAGCAUUGGUGGAUUGCUCUUGGCUCAGGGUUGUUGAUGAUGAUCUUUGGCGGCCAGCUCCUGGCUUACAGACUCUUCAGAAGUAAUUUUGUGCAUCCUGCAGAUCUGCAGAAUUUCUGACACACGCUGUGGAACAUCUACAAGGACGAAUUUUCUCAGUUUUUUAUUUCUUUUUUACAUCAUAAGUAGUUUGUAAAGGUUUUGUUAUUCCUAAACAAUAUUUUGUCUGUUCGUGCUGAUGAAGUAAUUCCAGUAAAUCAGUUUAUUUUGGUGGCCUUUUGUGACAUCAUACGGUAAAAAUCUCACAAUAGUCCAGUGGAUUUUGACUCGGAUGCAAAAAUGAUUGUCUGUGAUUACAUGCAAGUUUACAUUUGC